GGUUAAGUUAAUACCAAAAAUUAGAAAUACCGUGUGUCACACGGUCAUUGUGAGACUUGAGAGCUCCGACUAUUAAACUCCCAUUUUUUGCGGUUUUAACGGGACUUAGACACCCCGCGGGGACUCGUGGAGGUGUUCGGGGUUUCCGUUAGGAGGAAAGUGCCGCACCGCAGCCAUGUUGGAACUUUACGCAAAGUGUAACUAUGACGACUGACUAACGUAACAAAGGCGGCAAUGGAGAUUUGAACUGUUGGCGCCCAGUUGACUGCAUUCCCUGUGGAGAAAAGGACUGAAUUCCCCAAUACUUCUGCUGCAAAAUCUGCAGCAACACCAGGGGUCCUGAAAAGUGUUGUAUUCAAAGAACUAUUGUCAUGUUGCACUGCAGGACCCGAAGUGUUGCAGAAAACAUGCAUCAGUAUUAGAACUAGUUCUACUACUGUGAAUGAUUCUGGAUGCAGUGGAAUGAAUCCCAGAGCCUCCAAAGUAUUGCCUCAGACUAGCGUGACGUCUUUAGCUCUUGCUAAAGUGAGUCAACAACUGGUGAAGCCUAUAUAUGCGAAUGCUUAUGUUAAGAAGUUGACUGAAGUAAAGACUGAAGCAGCGGCUCACGAGAGCAGUUCAGUAGCUACCAAAUGGAACAAAGGCAUGCCUGCAAGCUCUGAAAACAAGAGGCUACUGAAGGAGCCCUCCGAUGUAUCCGUUAGCAGGGAGAAGCCAUGGAGAAGCCUUGUCAAAGUUGGCUUGAAUCAGCUGAUUAUUGUGUCGUGUGAGGAAAAGCAACAGGUCUACUGUCAGCUCUGCUUAGUCAGGCUGAGAACGUCCAGUCACUCUACCAGCUUCACCCAUUGCUAUAACUAUGUGACAAUGAAGUAUCCAGAAUGGAUUACAAAUGUAUCAAACUUGGAAGACAGACUGGGAAACAUUGUGGACCAUUUAGCUGCAAUUGACAAAGACCUAGGACCACAGAAGCCACAGAAGGUGGAGGUGAAGAGGGACUUGUACCUAACGCUGGCUACUCUUUCAGAAAAAGAAGCUAUUGAGAAACUUAAAGCUAUUGUGAGACAAGGCCCUCUAGUCUCAUCCUCUGCAGCUGAAGGAACUUCUCAACAGAAAGUUUCAAUUUCCUUUGAAGUUUCCAGCUCAGAUGACGGAGUCUGUGUACAACAAAAGGAGAUUUCAACAUUUUCUGCUGAUAACCGAUCAGGGCAGAAGAGCAGAAGGCUGCAGCAGAUAAGAGAUCUUUGCGUAAAAGGCAGGAAUGUGAAGCAAGAAGACCUUCUUUUCCCUCUGGAAAGACGACUUAUUGGGAGUUCUUCACCCUCGCAUGGUGCACCAAAAGCUGUUGAUUGCAGCCUCCAGAAACAAGCAGGUAGCUUAGACCUCCUGACAGUCGGCAGCUUGGACCAUCGACAUGUGAUCCACCUAGAGCUGCACCUGGCUGCUUACAGCCAUGCGGCGCACUAG
Messenger RNA from Fundulus heteroclitus (mummichog), 1464 nucleotides. RefSeq lists its product as uncharacterized. The transcript is spliced from 10 exons. Bases 463 to 1464 code for a protein of 333 amino acids. The record is from RefSeq and is a predicted model, not a curated record. Lineage: Eukaryota; Metazoa; Chordata; Actinopteri; Cyprinodontiformes; Fundulidae.